This is a messenger RNA of Durotheca rogersii, 2396 nucleotides long. Its product is annotated as Metallo-dependent phosphatase. Gene Ontology annotation, biological process: G1/S transition of mitotic cell cycle; peptidyl-serine dephosphorylation. The record is from RefSeq and is a predicted model, not a curated record. Gene Ontology annotation, molecular function: protein serine/threonine phosphatase activity. Gene Ontology annotation, cellular component: cytoplasm. The transcript is spliced from 4 exons. The coding region runs from base 679 to 1902 and encodes 407 amino acids. NCBI's taxonomy places the organism in Eukaryota, Fungi, Ascomycota, Sordariomycetes, Xylariales, Xylariaceae.
CUUGCACAGUUGCUGGGACCGGCGCCUGACCUGGUGACGAGACAUCAUUUCCUCCAACCUUCUCAAGCACCACCCAAGCGUCGUUGAGGGCCCGGCUCUCUCGUUCCGAACGGCCUUCAGAAGAUUCGCUAGGAGCACUUGCUGCCGUUGGGUUCCACCCGUCAAUUGAUCCCUACUGGAAAGAUUCCGGCGACUCGACCCGCAAGAGCGCGACAUUCCGAGGAUCCGCAGCUAGUCCGAGAUUCACAGAGAUCUCGCGACGACCCGGUGGCCGCGAUCUGCCCAGCCCUUUCUUGUCGUAGGCAUUCUUUCGAGCCUCUAUCUUUUUGGUCCUUUUUACGUAUGCGCGUACUCACCCGAAUUGGUAUCGACCCGCUGAGUACUCGAGUGACUCGUCGUAUCCUAGGCAGCGCCAGGACACCGAUUUUUCCCAAAUAGACCUUUCAACUUACCCGUGCUCCUUUUGAAGUUCAUAUCCCGACUCGCGAAAUUGACGUCGGCACUGGAAGUUCUAGACCACGAGAUAAUUCGCCCUCCUCGUGCUUGGCGCUGGUCCCGCACCCACUGCUAUCCAACUCGCCGACGCCACAGCAGUCCGUUUCAGCGGAUCUACGCCGCAGCAUCCACACCGACCACAGGUCGACACAUCCGACUCACAUAACCGUAUAAACUGAGGCAAUGGCCUCCCCCCGCAUCGCCGUCCCCAAACCGGGACCGGCUAACUUGACUCCCGGAGCUGGCUUAGACGAAUGGCUCGAGCAAGCCAAGCAAUGCCGCUACCUGCCAGAGUCGGUGAUGAAGGAGCUAUGCGAGAUGGUCAAAGAGGUCUUGAUGGAAGAGUCCAACAUCCAACCUGUCGUCACCCCGGUCACUAUCUGCGGUGAUAUACACGGCCAAUUCUACGACCUGCUUGAGCUCUUCCGCGUCAGCGGCGGCAUGCCUGGCCAACCUGCCACGGAACCUCCGGCGAGCGCAACCUCAGUAAUUACAUCAGCCGAUAUCGAGCCACCGACCGAGAUCACGAACCCCAAGUUGAAAAAGAAGUUGGGAAAGGGGAAGAGUCAAGCGGGAGACAGUGCCGGCCUUCCCGGGGACGAUUCUGUUAAUAUUGAAGACGAUGACGACGAUGUUGCCGAAGUUACAACAAUUUCCCAGCCCAAUUCGCCUGGCGCCCCACCGGUCGACAAUGCCGACACCCGCUUCGUAUUCUUAGGAGACUUUGUCGACCGCGGCUACUUCAGCCUCGAAACAUUUACACUGCUUAUGUGUCUCAAGGCCAAGUAUCCCGAUCGGAUCGUGCUCGUCCGUGGAAACCACGAGUCCCGGCAAAUCACCCAGGUGUAUGGGUUUUACGAGGAAUGCCAGCAGAAGUACGGGAACGCGUCGGUGUGGAAGUCGUGCUGCCAGGUAUUUGAUUUCCUGGUCCUGGCGGCCAUCGUCGACGGCGAAAUACUAUGCGUCCACGGAGGGCUGAGUCCGGAGAUCCGCACCAUCGACCAGAUUCGCGUAGUGGCACGCGCGCAAGAAAUACCUCACGAGGGCGCGUUCUGUGAUCUCGUCUGGAGCGACCCCGAGGAAGUCGAGACGUGGGCGGUCAGCCCGCGGGGUGCCGGAUGGCUCUUCGGCGACAAGGUAGCGACAGAGUUCAACCAUGUCAACGGUCUUAAGCUGAUCGCUCGUGCGCAUCAACUCGUCAACGAAGGCUACAAAUACCACUUCGCGCAGAGCUCGGUUGUUACGGUGUGGUCCGCGCCGAAUUACUGCUACCGGUGCGGGAAUGUGGCUUCGAUCAUGUCAGUAGAUAAGAACCUGGACCCGAAGUUCAGCAUCUUCUCGGCGGUGCCCGACGACAUGAGGCACGUGCCAGCAGGACGGCGCGGCCCAUCGGAUUACUUUUUGUAAUGAAUGUAUUAUACACCACACAUAGGUCAUGAAGUCGAGGUUCUUGAUACCACAUUGGCGUUCGGGCAGGGUUUCUGAGGGAUUUUCGUGUCGGAUUUUCCAAGCACAAGGGAAUGGUGGAGGAACGAACAGGCAUAGACACGGACAUGAGAGGUAACGUAAAUGCGGAAAGAGAGAGUGCAUCGAGUGACGAAGGACGAACGGGACGUGUUUGGUAACGGGGAAACGGGGGCAAGAUAUUGGGAAUUGGAGCUCCGUCUCCCCAUCUAUGUAUAGGUAGUAUGUAUAGUAGAGGGCGAGCGGGCCUACUUGGGAUGUAGGCUAUGAGACGAUGUAAGAGCGAUUCGUAAGGGAGGCUAUCUCCGUCUUGCUAUGUCCAGCAUACGGCAACAUGCUACUAAUGUGGACACAUGCUUAUCACGCCCGAAUAGUCGCACGUCCGAGUUUGUGAUAGAAGCUAGGAUGUAUUCUGAUCCCUCUCGACACGGUCUCGU